GAGUCUUUGACGUUCCAAUUUGUCAUUUGAGUUUAUUUUUUCACAUACGAGGAAAUGGACGAGCCCUUUCGGGACGACGAAAACGUCCCCCGGGUUGAGCGUCUUCGCGAAGAGUCUGUUCUUGGAGUCGACGAAUCCGGCGUAGAGGACACCGUCCGCCACCGCGAUGACCUCCGCGGCGCGGGGGUGGAGAUCCACAGAGCCAUAUCCGAGUCCUCCGGAACCACCAUGGGAACUGCAGCAAAGAUUUUCAGGAGAUCAAUCUUCACCCUUGUGCAGAACUUUCAAUACUUUACCACAACAGCAGCAUUUCUUGCCUUCCCAUAUGCAGCCUCGGUUCUCGUGUUCCAGUCGUACAUUCCCUUGUCAUCUUUGCUGGGGAUUAUCCAUACCCGAAUUCGCACUCUCUUUGACGCAGCAGGGUUCCCUUCUUCCUCUGAAUUCUCUGCAAUUCUCAGCGCGAAGCUCUCUCAGACCGUUGCCAUUUCUUUUCUUGCAUUGCCUUUGACACUCUCUUCUUUUCUCUUAAGCAAAGCCUCUGUUAUCCGAUCUCUGCUGGGCAAUCAAGAAUUGCCCGUUGAAAGAAUGUACAGUUCCCUCCUCCUGACCCAACUCUGCAACUCUCUGCUGGUCCUUUCUGCAAAUGCAGCUUGCUUUUUUCUGCUGUUAAUUGCCUUCAAUCUUUCUUCUCCAAGAUUCGAGCUUUUUGUUUCGGUUGUGGGAGCUCUGUUUUGCUCCAUUGUUCUUGCACAUGCUUUCAUCAUCUGCAAUCUUGCAUUGGUUAUAUCUGGGACAGAGACAACAGGAGGCUUUAUGUCCAUCCUCAAAGCAUGUGUUCUGAUCAAGGGAAGAACCACUACUGCUCUGUUGUUAGCCGUUCCUAUUAACAUGGCCUUGGCUGCAGUUGAAGCUCUGUUCCAAUACAGAGUUGUGAGGGUUCAUCAUCUUCAUGCAGAAUCUGGGAUUUCUUCCGUGGCCUUGGAAGGGAUGUUCAUUGCAUAUAUGUAUGCAACGCUUCUGGUUCUUGACACCAUUCUUGCCUGCUUCUUCCUCAGAAACUGCCAAGAAGUUUGUCAUAUAGGCCAUGACAGAAGAUUGGCUUCCCAAAUUGACAUUGAUCAGCAAGCUUUAAGGAGAGUAAAGAUUGUUGAAGAUCACCCCUAAUACCUUUGUAAUUUCGGGGUGGUUGGUUGGGUGGGGGGCUCAUUUAUUCACAAACAUCCAAUCUGAAACAGUUAUGAAGUUGGUUCUAAGGUGGAAUUAUCCCCCCUGAUCCCACCCCAUAUGUAAAUUAUACCACAAUACAAGAAAAUUGAACAGCAGUG
This is a messenger RNA of Cuscuta campestris, 1325 nucleotides long. NCBI's taxonomy places the organism in Eukaryota, Viridiplantae, Streptophyta, Magnoliopsida, Solanales, Convolvulaceae. The record is from the annotation of a GenBank genome assembly.